Molecule: messenger RNA, 4326 nt
Organism: Ahaetulla prasina
Lineage: Eukaryota; Metazoa; Chordata; Lepidosauria; Squamata; Colubridae
Gene: SLC6A8
Product: solute carrier family 6 member 8
Exons: 13
Coding region: 484-2427 (647 amino acids)
Biological process (GO): sodium ion transmembrane transport
Cellular component (GO): membrane
Source: RefSeq, a predicted model, not a curated record
CGAUUGCGAGGAGACAGCGGCAGCACCCGGAGCGGCAAGCCCAGAAGCGACCGGAGCAGCGUGAAGGCGACGGACGCGAAGGGAUCGGCUCGUCCCCUCCGCCCCGUGCCCUGCGGUGACUCCGGGCGGGGUACUGUGGGGGUGUUCCCCCCGCGGCGGAUUUCGCCGACCUUCGCCCUCGAGCAACCCCCUUCCCCGAGUCCACUGAACACAUGAGGUUUUUCAGGUUGACCUUCAAGUGCUUCGUGGAUUGUUUCUGAGUCUCUGCAAAACCCCUGCCCUCCCCUCCGAGCCGGCUACCUGCCCCAGCGAGACCCAGCCCCAGCUCAGACUCCACUCUCCGCCGUAUCCCGCUCGCCUCUUGCGAGGGGGCUUCUGCCUGCGACCACCCCCCGGGCACCCCUUCUCUUCUUUUCUCUUUCGAGCAUCACCUCGAUCCGUCUGGAAGAGGGCGACCGGGACUCGGGAAUCCCCCCAGGCACCAUGGCCAAGGGGGCUUCGUCGGAGAGCGGCGGAGGCGGCGGCGGCGGCGGCAUUUACAGCGUCUCGGUCGAACCGCAGGACAAAAAGACGGGACCCCUCGCAGCCGCCAUGUGCCAAGGAGCCUCCGUCGGGAGCAAAGGGGAGGCCGUGGACUCCUGCAAGCCGACCCUGGCCUUGCCGCCCCGAGAAAGAGAGACUUGGACCCGGCAGAUGGAUUUCAUCAUGUCUUGCGUGGGCUUCGCCGUGGGGCUAGGCAACGUGUGGCGCUUUCCCUACCUGUGUUACAAGAACGGGGGAGGUGUGUUCCUCAUCCCGUACAUUCUUAUUGCCCUCCUUGGUGGGAUUCCCAUCUUCUUCUUGGAAAUUGCUUUGGGGCAAUUCAUGAAGGCUGGAAGCAUCACUGUAUGGAACAUAGCGCCACUUUUCAAAGGACUGGGAUUUGCUUCCAUGGUGAUUGUCUUCUACUGCAACACGUACUACAUCAUGGUACUUGCCUGGGGCUUCUACUACCUGGUGAAGUCUUUUACAGCCACCCUGCCUUGGGCAACCUGUGGGAAUCCCUGGAACUCCCAAGAGUGUGUGGAAAUCUUCCGACAUGAAGACUGUGCCAAUGGCACUGCCAGCAGCAACCUUACCUGUGAUGAACUUUCCGACAAGCGGUCACCUGUCAUCGAAUUUUGGGAGCACAAGGUGUUGAAUAUUUCAAAAGGCCUAGAGUAUCCUGGGGCCAUCAACUGGGAAGUGACCCUGUGCCUCCUGGCCUGCUGGGUCCUUGUCUAUUUCUGCGUUUGGAAAGGCGUCAAAUCUGCAGGAAAGAUUGUCUAUUUCACUGCUACAUUCCCUUACGUGGUGCUCAUUAUACUGUUUAUUCGAGGGGUGAUGCUGCCUGGAGCUCAGGAUGGGAUAAUUUACUAUCUCAAACCCGACUGGUCCAAACUGGCUUCCCCUCAGGUGUGGAUUGAUGCUGGGACCCAAAUCUUUUUCUCCUAUGCCAUAGGACUGGGGGCACUCACUGCCCUGGGCAGCUAUAACCGAUUCAACAACAAUUGUUAUAAAGAUGCCAUCAUUCUGGCACUGAUUAAUAGUGGGACCAGCUUCUUCUCUGGUUUUGUAGUCUUCUCCAUCCUAGGCUUCAUGGCUGCAGAACAGGGAGUUGAUAUCUCUAAAGUGGCAGAAUCUGGACCUGGGCUGGCUUUUAUUGCCUAUCCAAGAGCUGUCACUCUGAUGCCAGUUGCUCCUCUCUGGGCUGCCCUCUUUUUCUUCAUGCUGCUGCUUCUGGGCUUAGACAGCCAGUUUGUAGGUGUUGAAGGCUUUAUAACUGGGAUCCUGGACUUCUUCCCAUCCGCACAUGCCUUCCGAUUCCAGAGAGAGAUCACCGUGGCCAUCUUCUGUGUCAUCUGCUUCUUCAUUGAGCUGUCCAUGGUGACUGAGGGGGGCAUGUAUGUCUUCCAGCUCUUCGAUUACUAUUCAGCGAGUGGCACAACACUACUGUGGCAGGCCUUCUGGGAGUGCGUGGUCAUCGCCUGGAUUUAUGGGGCUGACCGUUUCAUGGAUGACAUUGCCUGCAUGAUUGGGUACCGGCCCUUUCCUUGGAUGAAGUGGUGCUGGAUGGUCGUGACUCCUCUCAUCUGCCUGGGUAUUUUUUUGUUCAACAUCGCCUACUACAAGCCAUUGAUCUACAACAACACCUACGUUUACCCCUGGUGGGGAGAAGCCAUUGGCUGGGGCUUUGCACUAUCUUCCAUGUUGUGUGUCCCUCUUUUUGCUCUCUACAAAUUCAUCCGUGCCAAGGGAACGCUGGCUGAGCGCUGGCGCCAUCUCACCCAACCAGUCUGGGGUUUGCAUCAUCUAGAGUACAAGGUGCCCGAAACAGAUGCUCUAACUACCCUCUCCCCUGUCCUGGACGGGGGUGCCAAAAUUGUCAUCUUGGAGAGUGUCAUGUGACCAACGCUUCCCCCCCCGCCCCCACCCCUGCUCUGGGCUGCCAAUGGAGGAGGCGGGGAAAGGAUUCCAUCUAUGAAGUUGGGGGGAGUGUGCUCCCUACCUGUGGGGAAGACGUAUUAGGGAUUCUUUAUUCAUCUCCACCUUUUCCUCUCAAUCACCAGAAUGGCUGAGAGAUGAAUUAACAAGUUCCCUCCGAUCUUUGAUCAGAAGGUUGGAGUACUAAAGGCCAUAGGGGUGGGGGGAGGGAAGGGGGGGCGGGGAAGAGAGCCUUAGAUUUACAUUUUUUUAAAACAAGUUAUUUUUUAAAAGAUGAAAUAUUUUAAAUUUCUAUAUACAUUACACACACACACACAUAUACACAUACAUACACACACACACACAACCAGAUGUAUAGAUAUAUAUAUAUAUCUUUAGCCAAAUGCAUGGAACACAGAUUCCUUCCCAUUCAGUGGAUGACUGCUUUGGGAUCCAGAGCACUGCACUUUUAUUCCUUGCUUAGGUGGGGGGAAGGGGGUUGAUCAGGUUAGAGAGGGCUGUAUAUCUGGGGCCCGUCUCUGGUUUUGUCAAGGAAGCAGAGUCUGGCACUUAGCAGAAGCAGGAAAGCUUCAAAAGGGAGCUGCUGAGAACCCAGAUCCCUGGGUGCCAACUACCACAGCAGGGAGACAUAAAGAGCAAUUGUAAUUAGCAUUGGGACGUUAUUCUUAGUUUUGUCCCUCUUACACUAAAGCAGCGCCUCUCAUUUUUCCUGCCCUCUCCCAAGGUCUAGGAGGGUGACAGUCCCCUCAUGCCAAAAUGGCAGCCCUCUUGGCCUGUCUUUAUCAAAAAUGGUCACUAAAAGCCUUUCUCUCCCCAACUCUCUCACCCUUGCCAAACUAGGUGUCAAACCAACCAAAUAACUUGACUCAUGGGAACCCUUUGUAUUAAGGCUACAUGAUGAGUUUCACAGUAUUAAUGAGUUUCAUAGUAUUACAAAUUUGCCCAAAAUGAGAAUACAGGAGAGGGAGUCUCCAGAGCAGGCCCUGCUCCUGGAGAAAACAUAGCCCUUUCCUGAAAUGUCUUGCCUUUUAUAGAUCCUCUCCCCCCUCCUGUCCCCGCACCGAGAUGGACAACACUAUUUGGUUCCAAUGUUUCAAGUGCCUCCUGUGUUGCCAUCAUGCUGCCUCAUCAACCCGUGGCUUCCAAAAGCAUUAAAACCUACUUUGUGAAAUGGUGCAGCAGUGCUUUCUGCCUGGCACCUGCAAUUUGCAGGAAUUACCUUCUGGAUUGGGGGCAUUGGGGAGAGAAGGCGCAUGAUAAUUCUCCAUAGUCAUAUUAGGAAAAGAGUCCAGGGGUUCUGUAGUAUUUGUAGCCAGAAUCCAAACCCCCACCCCCACCCUUCUGGCUGCCUGAAAUAAAUCUUGCCAAAGUCUGCUUCCAUGUCAACAGCAGAACAGCCGUGGAUAUGCAGGUGUUAUUAGACUACAGUUCCCAUCAUCCUUGGCCGCAUAUUGUGAAACCGAUGGAAUUUGAAGUCUAAGAACAUUUGAAAGGCCACGGAUCCCCCCACUUUUAUUUGGCAUCAAAUCAUUGGUGCCCCUCUAUGCCAGUGUUUUUCAAAUUGGGCCAUUUUAGGAGGUGACUGUGACCCAUGCUGCGGACUGUGGAAUUCUGGGAGUUGAAGUCCAUACCUCUUAAAGUUGCCAAGUUUGAAAACAUUGCUUUAUGCCAUCCUUUGCCAACCUGGUGCCCUUCGACAGAUAUGAUGGACAUCACUCAGGUUUCUUAGCCAGUACAAUCAACAGUUGUGCUGGCUGGGAACAGCCUCUUUGUUGAAAGCACCAAAUUCAGGAAGGCUGCUGUAAUGCUUUAUGCAACUCCCAACAAAUCUUCACUAGUUUUUUUAUUUGCACAUUUUCUAAG